AUGGGGAUGGGCGAACCUCUGGGGAAUCCGAAAAUAUUUGAUGCCCUUCGCAUCCUGACAGCUUCGGAGCUUUAUGGAAUGUCGGCACGGAGGUUGAAUGUUUCGACUGUCGGGGUUCUUCCGGGCAUCGUGAAGCUGACCGAGGAGUUCCCACAGGUAAACUUGGCAUUUUCCUUGCAUUCCCCUUUCACGGAAGAAAGAAACAAGCUUGUGCCGCUCAACAGGAUGUUUCCGAUGGAGGAGGUGUUCAAUGUUCUAGAUCAGCGCAUUCGCAGCACUGGCCGGCGCAUCUGGAUCUGCUACUUAUUGCUGCAGGGCAUCAAUGAUUCCGCAGACCAUGCUCGGGCUUUGGCCCAGCUGAUUCGAGACCGUCCCACGGAGACGCGGUACUUGUACCACGUCAACUUACUCCCCUACAAUGUGGGUCGAGCCGUCCCAGAGAAGUAUAGCAGAGCUCGCCCUGAAGGAGUCGAGCAGUUCCAGCGAAUCCUACAGCAGAAGCGUGUUUCCUCCUCCUAUCGAAAUUCCUUCGGUCAUGGAAUCGAUGCUGCUUGUGGGCAGCUUUUUGCGGGCUAUGAGGAGGUGGCAGCAAGAGCUGCGCGACUAGGUCCGGACCAACCGACUCCGCUUCCCAAAGCUGCUGAGAUGCUGGGAAGCGAGUGA
Messenger RNA from Symbiodinium necroappetens, 663 nucleotides. Lineage: Eukaryota; Dinophyceae; Suessiales; Symbiodiniaceae. The record is from the annotation of a GenBank genome assembly.